AUGUUUGCAUGUUUUUCUAGGGUUGGACUUAGUGCAAAAGAAGUUCCACGCCAAUCUAAAGCUAGACAGUCAAAUGACCCUGUUGAAAGGAGGUUAUAUACCAAGUUGGAAGCCGGAAAGGGAAGAGCUGAUGAAAGUUUUGAGGAUUCCAUUCUACGUGCUAGGGAUGGUAAUGAGGAUGAUGACAGUAGUGAGGAAUCAGAAAGCAGAACCAGCGCAUUUGCAAAGAAGAGACCAGGUCCUCUUGCUCCAUCUCUACAGCUCUUAAGUGAACCUAGGGCAUGCUGGGGUGGGAGGUUUGGUAAGAGAUCAUAUGGGAAACUUGAUUCAGGGUUUUUCCCAUCAGAUUCAGUGGAAUCUAUUAGAGUUCUGCAUGUUCUAAGGGAUGGCAACCAAAGUUGCGAAUUUCUAGCUUGUAUUGGAUCUAGAAAUCUGGAUAUCCUGCAAGUUUGGGAUAGCUCCCCUCCUGGUUUACAGGUUCAUCUUCAAGCUGAUGCUGUGGGGAUAGCCUUUGCCCUCUAG
Dovyalis caffra is the source of this 522-nucleotide messenger RNA. The record is from the annotation of a GenBank genome assembly. Lineage: Eukaryota; Viridiplantae; Streptophyta; Magnoliopsida; Malpighiales; Salicaceae.